Molecule: messenger RNA, 606 nt
Organism: Onychomys torridus (southern grasshopper mouse)
Lineage: Eukaryota; Metazoa; Chordata; Mammalia; Rodentia; Cricetidae
Gene: Dpt
Product: dermatopontin
Exons: 4
Coding region: 1-606 (201 amino acids)
Biological process (GO): collagen fibril organization
Cellular component (GO): extracellular matrix
Molecular function (GO): extracellular matrix structural constituent
Source: RefSeq, a predicted model, not a curated record
AUGGACCUCACUCUUCUGUGGGUACUUCUGCCACUGGUAACCACAGCCUGGGGCCAGUACGGGGACUACGGGUACCCAUAUCAGCAGUACCACGACUAUAGUGAUGAUGGCUGGGUGAAUCUGAACCGGCAAGGCUUCAGCUACCAGUGUCCCCAUGGGCAAGUGGUGGUAGCCGUGAGGAGCAUCUUCAGCAAGAAGGAAGGCUCUGACAGACAAUGGAACUAUGCCUGCAUGCCCACACCCCAAAGCCUUGGGGAGCCCACAGAGUGCUGGUGGGAAGAAAUCAAUAGAGCUGGCAUGGAAUGGUACCAGACUUGCUCCAACAAUGGACUGGUAGCCGGGUUCCAGAGCCGCUACUUUGAGUCAGUGCUGGACCGGGAAUGGCAAUUUUACUGCUGUCGCUACAGCAAGAGAUGUCCAUAUUCCUGCUGGCUGACAACAGAAUAUCCAGGCCACUAUGGGGAAGAAAUGGACAUGAUUUCCUAUAACUAUGACUACUACAUCCGAGGAGCAACAACCACUUUCUCUGCAGUGGAAAGGGAUCGCCAAUGGAAGUUCAUAAUGUGCCGGAUGACUGAUUAUGACUGCGAAUUUGCAAAUGUUUAG